Messenger RNA from Mesoplodon densirostris (Blainville's beaked whale), 648 nucleotides. RefSeq names its product suppressor of cytokine signaling 1 (gene SOCS1). The coding region runs from base 1 to 648 and encodes 215 amino acids. Gene Ontology annotation, biological process: intracellular signal transduction; phosphatidylinositol phosphate biosynthetic process. Gene Ontology annotation, cellular component: phosphatidylinositol 3-kinase complex. The record is from RefSeq and is a predicted model, not a curated record. The transcript has a single exon. Gene Ontology annotation, molecular function: 1-phosphatidylinositol-3-kinase regulator activity. NCBI's taxonomy places the organism in Eukaryota, Metazoa, Chordata, Mammalia, Artiodactyla, Ziphiidae.
AUGGUAGCACACAACCAGGUGGCAGCCGACAAUGCAAUCUCCACGGCAGCAGAGCCCCGACGGCGGCCAGAGCCUUCCUCCCCUUCCUCCUCUUCUUCCUCCUCCUCGCCCGCGGCCCCGGCGCGCCCGCGGCCCUGCCCAGCUGCUCCGGCUCCGACCCCGGGCGACACGCACUUCCGCACGUUCCGCUCUCACGCCGAGUACCGGCGCAUCACCCGGGCCAGCGCGCUCCUGGACGCCUGCGGCUUCUACUGGGGACCCCUGAGCGUGCACGGGGCGCACGAGCGGCUGCGCGCCGAGCCCGUGGGCACCUUUCUGGUGCGCGACAGCCGCCAGCGGAACUGCUUCUUCGCCCUCAGCGUGAAGAUGGCCUCGGGCCCCACGAGCAUCCGCGUGCACUUCCAGGCCGGCCGCUUCCACCUGGACGGCAGCCGCGAGAGCUUCGACUGCCUCUUCGAGCUGCUGGAGCACUACGUGGCGGCGCCGCCCCGCAUGCUGGGGGCCCCGCUGCGCCAGCGCCGCGUGCGGCCGCUUCAGGAGCUGUGCCGCCAGCGCAUUGUGGCCACCGUGGGCCGCGAGAACCUGGCGCGCAUCCCCCUCAACCCCGUCCUCCGGGACUACUUGAGCUCCUUCCCCUUCCAGAUCUGA